AUGAGCAGACAAGCCUGCAAGAAAUCCUUCAGUAGUGGGAGCCAGGGCUUCUCUGGCCGCUCCGCUGUGGUCUCUGGCAGCAGCAGGAUGAGCUGUGUGACCCGCUCUAGGGGAGCCAGUGGAGGGGCCUGUGGGUUCCGGAGUGGAGCAGGUGGCUUUGGCAGCCGCAGCCUUUACAACCUGGGUGGCAAUAAGAGUAUCUCCAUCAGUGUGGCAGCUGGUGGCUCCCGGGCAGGUGGCUUUGGUGGAGGACGUAGCAGCUAUGGAAGUGGCUUUGGGGGUGGCUAUGGAGUUGGCUUUGGUGGAGGCCGAGGAGUAGGAGGUGGCUUUGGAAGAGCUGGUGGCUUUGGAGGAGCCGGUGGCUUUGGAGGAGCUGGUGGCUUUGGUGGUCCUGGUGGCUUUGGUCCUGGCGGCUUCCCUGGAGGAAUCCAGGAAGUGACCAUCAAUCAGAGCCUCCUACAGCCCCUCAAUGUGGAAAUUGACCCCCAGAUUGGGCAAGUAAAGGCUCAGGAGCGGGAGCAGAUCAAGACCCUCAACAACAAGUUUGCUUCCUUCAUUGACAAGGUGCGGUUCCUGGAGCAGCAGAACAAGGUCCUGGAGACCAAGUGGAACCUGCUCCAGCAGCAGACCACAGGCUCUGGCUCAGGGCCCAACAACCUGGAGCCCUUCUUUGAAUCCUACAUCAGCUACCUGCGCAGGCAGUUGGAUUUGCUUCUGGGGGAAAGAGGGAACCUGGAUGGAGAGCUGAAGAAUGUGCAGGACCUGGUGGGAGACUUCAAAAAGAAGUAUGAAGAUGAGAUCAACAAACGCACUGUGGCAGAGAAUGAGUUUGUGGGGCUCAAGAAGGAAGUGGAUACGGCUUACAUGAAUAAGGUGGACCUGCAGACCCGGGUGGACAGCCUCAUGGAUGAACUCAACUUCCUGAGGACCCUCUAUGAGAUGGAACUGUCCCAGGUGCAGAGCCACGUCAGCGACACGUCUGUGGUGUUGUCCAUGGACAAUAACCGCUGCCUGGACCUGGACAGCAUCAUUGCCGAGGUUAAAGCUCAGUAUGAGGAGAUCGCCCAGAAGAGCACGGCUGAGGCUGAGGCCCUGUACCAGAUUAAGCUUGGGGAGCUGCAGACUACAGCUGGCAGGCACGGCGAUGACCUCAGGAGCACCAAGAGUGAGAUCCUGGAGCUUAACAGGAUGAUCCAGAGGCUGCGGGCGGAGAUCGAGAACGUCAAGAAGCAAAAUGCCAAUCUUCAGGCAGCCAUUGCGGAAGCUGAGCAGCGUGGGGAGCUGACCGUCAAGGAUGCCAAUGCCAAACUCCAAAGCCUACAGGCUGCCCUGCAACAGGCUAAGGAUGACCUGGCCCGGCUGCUGCGCGAGCACCAGGAGCUCAUGAAUGUCAAGUUGGCCCUGGAUGUGGAGAUCGCCACCUAUAAGAAGUUGCUGGAGGGCGAAGAGUGCAGGAUGUCUGGAGAAUGUCAGAGUGCUGUGAGCAUUUCGGUGGUCAACAGCGUCACCAGCAUAAGCAGCAGGUCUGGCGGCAGCCACGGAGGCUUCGGAGGGGUCGGUGGCAGCAGUAGUGGUGGUUACAGAGGCGGCAGCAGCAGAAGCAGCAGCGGUGGCUACGGAGGAGUCAGCGGCGGCGGCAGCGGGGGCUACCAGAGCAGCAGCAGUGGGGGCUACCAAAGUGGCAGUAGUGGGAGCAGGCUUGGCGGUGGAGGCAGCAGCUCCGUGAGCCAAAGUGGAAUUGGCUCCAGCUCUGGCAGCACCCAAACCUCUGGAGGCAGUGGCUGCAGGCCUGGCAGUGGAGGCAGCACGAGUGUCCGCUUCUCCCAGACCAGCAGCUCGAGCCAGCACUGCUGCAAGUGA
This is a messenger RNA of Loxodonta africana (African savanna elephant), 1860 nucleotides long. Its product is annotated as keratin, type II cytoskeletal 2 oral-like. The record is from RefSeq and is a predicted model, not a curated record. NCBI's taxonomy places the organism in Eukaryota, Metazoa, Chordata, Mammalia, Proboscidea, Elephantidae. Gene Ontology annotation, molecular function: structural constituent of skin epidermis. Gene Ontology annotation, cellular component: keratin filament. Gene Ontology annotation, biological process: intermediate filament organization; keratinization.